UCGACUUGCAGAAGUAGACAUACACUGCGAUCAGAGAGUGCUUAGCUUUUACAAAUCGCUGCUUAUAUUUGGUUCAGUUACAGCGGGAUGAUGGGUGAUCAGACCCAGCACCCAGUUUUCUUUGAGUGUGAGAGUCUUAAAGAAGGACAUCUGACGAGAUUACAAAAAUAUUUCGGUAUUCACCGCAAAUCAGGCGGAGGAGAGUGCGGACCAGUGACGAGAGUGGACGAGAACGUCUACAGUGUGGUUUUCCGAAAUAAAAGAGAUCAGCAGCGAGUCCUUCAGAGAUCAGAGCAUGUUUUGGAUCUUGAAGAUCGUCGUUUGGUGAUCUUUGUCCGAGAAACUCUGGAAAAUGACACCUCUCACCUCACCACCCCCACUUCUGCUCCAGCAGAGCCUCCUGAGAACAUUACUGCCUCAUCUCUUCUACCAAGUGAUGAAGAGUAUGAACUACAUGUUGAUAAUUAUCUCCUUCGUUACCUGAAAGAAUGUCCUCAUGCUCAGCAAGAACUUGAGAACAUGCUUGGCUGUUUAGCCUGCUCUGCUGAUCUUUACUGUGAGGAGGGGAGAGUUUUAGUGAGGAGGCGAGCUCAACCUGGUGCUUCAGGUGAAGUUAGUGAUUGGAAAGCUGAGGUAGACGCUUUCUUUGGUGGCUACUUUUGCCAUUAUGAGAUAAACCCUGACAAAGUUGAAGCUUUGGUUCAGUCCAGCAGCUCUUGUCAGACUGCAGGUGAGGUGAAGGUGUACACAGAUGAGUCUGGGAAGGCUGUUGUUGUUGGAGAACUGUCUCUGGUUCAUGCCAGGUUGGUAGACAUUGAGGAACCUUCAAGUUUACGUGACAAUAUGGCAUCUCUGAGUUUGAGUGAGGAAAGCACAACCAUUGCUAGCUACAGCCUUUGUGAUGGGCUCCAGGUGUUUGUGUGUCAGGGUGACAUCACCAAGCAACACGCUGAUGCUCUGGUAAAUGCAGCCAAUCAGGACUUGGAGCACUCUGCAGGUGUUGCUGCUGCACUGAGUCGAGCUGGUGGUCCUGAAAUACAGAGAGAGAGUGAUGAAUUAGUGAAGUGUUUUGGGAAAAUUCCCAUAGGAGAAACAGUAGUGACCACAGGGGGUAACUUAAAGUGCAAGAAACUGCUUCAUGCAGUUGUGCCUGUAGGUGGAAAAGCAAGUAAGAGCGAUAAGAUGUUACUGGAGAAAACUGUGCAUUCUGCUUUAAAGUUUUCAGAAAUAAUGGAGUUUCAGUCCAUAGCCAUUCCUUGUAUCAGCUCAGGUGUCUCUGGGGUUCCUCUCACUGUGUGCACUGAGGCAACUGUUGCUGCUGUGAAGGACUUUGGCAGUGUGGGAGGUCGAAGUCUGAGGAAAAUCAUCCUGAUUGAUGACAGAGAGGAGGCGGUGAGGGCCAUGCAGGAACCAUGUGACAGGCUUCUCCAAGGGAUAGAUACACCUGAUGAAGAUACAGCAAGAGGAGCCACUGCCAGAGCUCCUGGAGGCAGAGUCCACAUGGAGGUUAUUCAGGGAUCGAUCGAGAGCCAACAGGUGGAUGCUUUGGUGUCUCCUAUGGUUGGCCAUGAUCCUCUCUCUACCCGUGUUGGAAAUGCUUUAUUUGAAGUAGCUGGACCCGAGCUGACCACAAGGUUUAGAAAGGAAGCAGAAGAUGAAACCAUGCCUGGUGACUCAGUACUGCUGGAGGACUUACCUGGACUUCAAUGUAAUGCAGUCUUCUUCCUCAAUCUUGUUCCCUGGGAUGGUGACCCAGACGGAGUUGCAGUCCAGGUCCUUCGAAUGGGCAUCAACACAAUCCUAUCUUCUUGUGAGAAGAAAGGAUUCAGAUCUGUCGCUCUUCCUGUCCUUGGUGCUGGGAUGGCCCUGCAAUUUCCUGUCAGUGAAGUGGAGAGGGUGUUAAUGGAGGAAGUUCAUGUAUUUGAAGAGGAGCGGGUGGGCAUCACACCAUUUCUGAUCCACAUCGUCAAUCAGCCCGAUGACGAGGAGACACACGAGGCAUCUGAUGUUGUCCAAACUGACAAAUUCACUCAAAAAGUCCAAGAUCCAGAUUCAACAACGAUGAGGGUGGUCCUGCUGGGAAAAACUGGAUCUGGGAAAAGUCACCUGGGUAACACCAUUCUUGGAGAGGAGCUCUUUGCCACUUACCCCUCUCCAAACUCUGGAACAUCUAAAUGCCAAACAGAAACCAAAACAGUCAGUGGAAGAAGCAUCACUCUGAUCGACACCCCUGGUUUCUUUGACACAGGAAGGUCUGAGGAAGAUCUGAAGCCUGAGAUAAUGAGCUGUAUUACAGAGUGUGCUCCUGGGCCUCAUGCUUUUCUCAUUGUGCUUCGAGUGGAUAAAUUCACAGAGCAUGAGCAGGCUGUCAUCACUAAGACAGUUCAGUAUUUCUCAGAUGAAGCUCUAAAAUAUGCUGUAGUUGUUUUCACUCACGGUGAUCAGCUCGACAAAAAGAUGAAAAUUGAAGAUUUUGUCAGUCAGAACAAAAAUCUGAGUGAUCUGGUGUCAAAGUGUGGUGGUCGGUGCCACGUCUUUGAUAACAAACACUGGAACAACAACCAGCCAAAUAACUACAGGAGCAACCAGUUCCAGCUGGAGGAGUUACUGAAAACAAUAGAAAAAAUGGUGGUCGAAAAAAACGGAGGCUACUACACAAAUAAAACGCUGCAACAUGUGGAGACAGCAAUACAGAAACGGGUUGAGCACAUUUCGUACUCAAUGCCAGAUAAAACUGCAGAAGAGAUCAGAAAGCAGGCUAAAACUGAUGUGUUUAACAGCUUUCUGACCAAACUGACAGGGAUUACAACAGGAGCUUUGCUCGGUGCUUUCUUUGGUGUAGCAGCAAUGGUUGGAUUAGCUAUCACAGCCAUGAAUAACGUAAUGUUAAUGAACGCUGUAAAAAAGGCUCCAGCAUUAAUGGGAGUGUCGGCAGCAGCAACAGGAGAAACAACAUUAGUAGUUGCUGGAGCCGCAAGUCUGGGGGCAGCAACUGCAGGAGGAGUAUAUGGUGGCUUGCUUGGAUAUGAAGCAGCUAAGGAUGCUAAGUCACCAUCAGAAGCUGCACAGAGAGCAUAUGAGGUUAUAGUGGAGAAAGGAAAGUCUUUUAUCAGGUUUAAGUGAGAUUUUUAUCAUUAUUAUCCAGGUAGUGGAAGGGAAAAAGCAUCUUAUUAUUUCUUGAUGUUCUUACACUACACAUAUUAGUACUACAUACAUCGAAGAAAACAUUUUAAUUAUCUGGUGUCAGUUUUGUUGGCAAAUAGCUGAAGAGAUCAGAAACCAGGCUAAAACUGAUGUGAUGUGAAUGAUCCAAAUGACAGGGAAUGAAACUGGGCCUUUGCGCGGUGUUUUUUCGGUGUAGUAACACUGGCUGAAUUUGCUAUCAAAGCUGUGAAGAACCCAGAACCGGUGAAUGUUGCAACAAAGUGUUUCACAUCAGCACAUGUGCCAGCUGCAGAAGAUCAAACAGCACAAAUAGUUGCUGGAGCAGUAGGCUUGGUGGGAGCAGCAGCAGCAGGAGGAGGAGGUGUCAUUGGAAAUGAAGCAGCUAAGGAUGCAGAGUCACUUUCAGAAGCUGUACAGAGAACAUAUAAGGCUGUAGAAG
Messenger RNA from Oreochromis aureus, 3604 nucleotides. RefSeq lists its product as uncharacterized. The coding region runs from base 88 to 3123 and encodes 1011 amino acids. The transcript has 7 exons. NCBI's taxonomy places the organism in Eukaryota, Metazoa, Chordata, Actinopteri, Cichliformes, Cichlidae. Gene Ontology annotation, molecular function: GTP binding. The record is from RefSeq and is a predicted model, not a curated record.